This is a messenger RNA of Alternaria burnsii, 1188 nucleotides long. RefSeq names its product initiation-specific alpha--mannosyltransferase. Gene Ontology annotation, biological process: protein N-linked glycosylation. Gene Ontology annotation, cellular component: mannan polymerase complex. Gene Ontology annotation, molecular function: alpha-1,6-mannosyltransferase activity. The transcript has 2 exons. The coding region runs from base 1 to 1188 and encodes 395 amino acids. NCBI's taxonomy places the organism in Eukaryota, Fungi, Ascomycota, Dothideomycetes, Pleosporales, Pleosporaceae. The record is from RefSeq and is a predicted model, not a curated record.
AUGCUUACCUUCAAGAAAGCCCUUGUGCUUUCCCUGGCUUGUUUGACGCUAUUCUUCAUCUUCAAGUCGCAGCACCACGGUAGCACAGCUCCCAACUUCCGCAAUGCAAAGGAAAUGCCCAGGCCGACCGCCUGGGUGAACCCAUCCGACAGGGAGCGCGCGAAGCUCAAGGAGAAGGAGUCGAAAGAGGCGCAGAAGGCCGCAGAGAAGACCGCAGCGAAGGCGGAAAAGACCUUCGAUACGCCCGAUGCGCCAGCGCCCAAAAAGCCCAAAACCCAAAUCAGCAUGGACGAGCUGAGGAAGCGCCCACUCAAGGAACAGCUCGAAUACCAGUUCCCUUAUGAUGUCGACGCGAAGACGCCCGCAUACAUUUGGCAGACAUGGAAGUACACACCGGCACAGGGCGAGUUUGAGGAGAUGUUCCGCGAGCCAGAGGCCAGCUGGAGCAUCCACCACCCGUCUUUCGUCCAUGAGGUCAUCACCGAUAAUGUCGCAGUACACCUGAUCAGACAUCUAUAUUCUUCUGUUCCUGACGUCAUUGAAGCCUACAACGCUCUCCCUGUCCCCGUGCUGAAAGCCGAUUUUUUCCGCUACCUUAUCCUCCUUGCCCGUGGCGGCAUCUACUCGGAUAUCGACACUUCGGCAUUGAAGCCUGCGUCGGAUUGGAUACCCUCUGACGUACCCGCGAACACCUACGGAAUGGUCAUCGGCAUCGAGGCUGACCCAGAUCGCCCGGACUGGGCCCAGUGGUACUCCCGCCGCGUCCAAUUCUGCCAGUGGACUAUUCAGUCGAAGCCUGGCCAUCCCGUGCUUGUUGAUGUUGUUACAAACAUCACCCAGGAGACACUUAAUCGCAAGCACGCGGGCAAGCUCAGCAAAGACUACAAAGGCAUCAUCGAGUUUACCGGGCCCGCUGUCUGGACCGAUACCAUCUUCGACUACUUCAACAACCCCGACUACUUCGAUAUGAGCACAAGCAAGGGUAACAUUACAUGGGAAAACUUUACCGGCAUGAAGGCGCCCAAGAAGGUUGGUGAUGUUAUUGUCUUGCCCAUCACAAGCUUCAGCCCCGGCAUUAAGACCAUGGGUGCUGGCGAGGAUGACGACCCAAUGGCCUAUGUGAAACACAACUUUGAAGGUACCUGGAAGCCUGAGAGCGAGCGCCACAUCGGCAAGACAUACAACUGA